CAUUUCUCUCCCAUCAACUUUUACGUUCCAACUAUGUCUUCUUCAGCUAAAUUUACUACAAAUUUGUUCAUCAUGUUUCUCUUCCACAGCCUAGCAACAGGUUCAUACUCUGCAACAUUCACUAUCGUCAACAAGUGCAGCCUCACUGUUUUUCCCGCUAUUUUCCACGGGUUCGGAACCUCAUUGCCUUCUACCACUGGCUUUUCCCUUGACCCUGGCGAAUCCAAUGUCCUCGCCAUGCCCCGUUCCUGGUCGGGACGUUUAUGGGGGAGAACCCAUUGCUCCCACCACUCCAAUGGAAAUUUCUCUUGCCUCACCGGCGGCGGUGACUGUGCUUCCUCAACCAUGGAAUGUAACGGUGGAAACGCUUCCUCACCAGCCACGUUCGCAGAAUUUAACCUAAACGCCAAAUCCAGUGGAUUUGAUUUCUUCCGCAUCAGCUUGGUAAAUGGUUACAAUCUACCAAUGGUGGUUGAGCCUCAAGUCGGAAACGGCUCUGGCAAUUGCACAUCGACGGGCUGUAUGGUACCAUUGGGCACAGUGUGUCCAUCGCAGCUUAAAGUGAUGAGUGGAGGAGAUUGCAUAGGGUGUAGAAGUGCGUGCAAACCAUUUUCUAAGCACUGCUCCUCGAAGUUCUUCGCAAAGGCAUGUCCUCACGCCAAAGUCGAUGCCACUAAAACCUUUCAGAGUGUUUGUGCAACUACUGAUUACUUCAUCACUUUUUGCCCUACCUCCACAAGUAGGAUGGAGCCGAGCAAAGAGAAAAACCCUACUACGGUGGACAACUCAGGAGGUCAAAAGAAAGGGUCAACCAAAGACAAAAUUGUCAACUUUUUUCUUAAAAAUAAAAAACUACUGAGCAUUGUUGGUGCUGGUGUUGGUAUUGUGGUUGUCAUUGUGAUAACCAUCUCAUGUGCCUGCGCCUGUACCAAACAUGGUUGCAAUUGCAUCUUCGGCUUGAGCGCAGGAAUCAAAUCCAAAUUGCCUCAUCAUCUAUUCGAGUCUACAAAGAUUGAAGAAUUAUUCUUUGCAGUUGAGCGCAAAGAAAUUGAGCGCAAAGGAAAUCCAAUCAUAGAGACUACUUAUUAGUUAAUAUCGUUUCUUUCAGUUGGUGAAGUUAGUAACAUUUAUGGUUUCUAGGUGUUUGUUGUAUUGUUUUUGAAUUUUCCACUUUAAGUCAUCAGUACUUUUAA
Trifolium pratense (red clover) is the source of this 1193-nucleotide messenger RNA. RefSeq names its product pathogenesis-related thaumatin-like protein 3.5. Gene Ontology annotation, cellular component: extracellular region. Gene Ontology annotation, biological process: defense response. The transcript has 3 exons. The record is from RefSeq and is a predicted model, not a curated record. Bases 34 to 1089 code for a protein of 351 amino acids. NCBI's taxonomy places the organism in Eukaryota, Viridiplantae, Streptophyta, Magnoliopsida, Fabales, Fabaceae.